UGCCGCCCUCUUCUUUCCCCUCGUCCGGAGGGCGCGGCGGGCGGCGGCUAUACGCGAGUACGCGACGGCGGGUUCUUCCCCUCCCGCUUGCAACGGCUUCGCGUGUGGCGGCGCGUUCGAAUCCUCCACCACCGGCGGCGCCUGCUCCCGGCGCGGCGGCGCCCCCGCCCCCUUCGCUUGCGACUGCCCCGCCGCCCAGCCGUGUGCGCUUCCCUGCCCAGCCUCCAUGCGAGCUCUCGUAGCCUCCUCCGCUCUCCUCCGGAGAUCUGCCGCCCGUGCCAACCUCUCCGGCGCGGGCUUCUGUAAUGGCGCGCCUCCCGUGUCCUCUCCUCUCCGCCGCUUUCCCCUCCAGAAUUGGAUAAACGACAGAUUUUGUUGGUUCUUAUCAAAAAGUUGUUCGAUGUCAACCUCAGUUGAUGUGCAAUUAGACUAUGAGACUGAUCCCCCACUCGAUGGUGUAAAAGUUCUCGAGAAAGAGUCGACACUAAGUGUCGCUGUCUCUCAACUCGCAAGUGAUUUUGAUAGAGAAUCUAAUUUAUGUUUGGAGCGGUUCUCCCGCACAAGGCGCACACCUGUGAUCUCCACUGGUUCUCUUAAGCUUGAUAUUGCUCUUGGCAUUGGUGGAUUACCAAAGGGUAGAAUGGUUGAAUUAUUUGGAAAAGAGGCCUCUGGGAAGACAACACUCGCCCUUCAUGUUGUCAAGGAAGCGCAAAAGAAAGGAGGCUGCUGUGCUUAUAUUGAUGCAGAAAAUGCUUUUAACCCUUCUGUUGCCGAAGCCAUUGGUGUAAACGUUGAAAAGCUCCUGAUAGCCCAACCUGACUCUGCUGAAAAUUCUUUGAGCAUAGUGAACACUCUUGUUGGUGGAUCAAUUGAUGUUGUUGUUGUCGAUAGUGUUGCAGCACUUAUUCCCAGAUGUGAACUUGAAGGUGAAAUAUAUAUGAAUUCUGAAGAUGUGCAGUCCCGCUUGAUGACUCGGGCACUUCGAAAAAUUCAGCACACACUAAGUCGCUCUGAAACGCUGAUUAUUUUUGUUAAUCAGGUUAGAACAAAGUUGAGCUCAAAUCAGACUCCUGGAAUCUUCAAGGAGGUAGCUUGUGGCGGCAAUGCAUUAGGAUUCUAUGCUGCAGUCAGAAUGAGGACUUCAAGAAGGGAAUUACGCUACAAUGAGGCCCAGGCUACUGGCAUCGGUAUAUCAGUGCAGAUAAUCAAGAACAAAUUAGCUCCAGCAACUCUGAAGGAAGCUGGCAUUGACAUCAGAUUUGGGAAGGGGAUCUGCUACGAAUCAGAGAUCCUGGAGCUGGCUUCUUCCCUUGGGGUUAUUAUGAAGGAUGAUUCUGGGUAUUGGAUCAAUGGUGAGUUCCUUCCAAACAAGGCAGAAGCUGAGAAAUUCCUACGUGAAAAUGCUGCUGUGGCGGAUGAAAUCUGCGGUACCAUGAGGAGACAAUUCUUUGAAAGGUGACAAACUGAAGGACUUAUUCUGGUUAUCUUGUAUACUAGCAAGCAGGUGCGAAACUCAGAAGGAAAUUACAGUGUACAGUUGGGGCAUCAUUGAAGAGUCUAAAAAUAUCAUUUAUUACUUGAAGUGCAGUUAAGGGAUCGACAACCAAUUAGAGAGGCUAAUCUUUUGUUAGCCUUGUAAUCUCAUCCCACCAUCAGGCAAAUAGCUCACUACUGUUAUGACAUGAGGUAUGGAUGACUGCCCCUAUGAGCUUUGUUUGUUCAGUAAGAUCACAGCUGUUGUAUCAUAUAUUUACAGGAUAUUUUUCUGCAAUGCAAUUUGUUUUCCUCAGCCUGUUGUAAUUUGACAAAUUUUAAGCACAUCGAGGGCCAUUCCCUCAAACAACGAUACUUCAGUACAACAUCGAGGGUCAUUCCCUCAACUUUAAACUUUCA
This is a messenger RNA of Oryza sativa Japonica Group (Japanese rice), 1893 nucleotides long. RefSeq names its product DNA repair protein recA homolog 2, mitochondrial. The record is from RefSeq and is a predicted model, not a curated record. Gene Ontology annotation, biological process: DNA repair. NCBI's taxonomy places the organism in Eukaryota, Viridiplantae, Streptophyta, Magnoliopsida, Poales, Poaceae. Gene Ontology annotation, molecular function: ATP-dependent DNA damage sensor activity; single-stranded DNA binding; ATP binding.